Molecule: messenger RNA, 4110 nt
Organism: Cannabis sativa
Lineage: Eukaryota; Viridiplantae; Streptophyta; Magnoliopsida; Rosales; Cannabaceae
Exons: 1
Coding region: 1-4110 (1369 amino acids)
Molecular function (GO): RNA-DNA hybrid ribonuclease activity; nucleic acid binding
Source: RefSeq, a predicted model, not a curated record
AUGAAGUGUCUUUCAUGGAAUUGUCGGGGCCUUGCCAGAGACCCGACAUCCCAAGCUCUUGCGGCUUGGGUGAAGAAGUACAAGGUGGACUGUAUCUUUUUGAUGGAAACUAAAACUAAUAGAAAUAAGAUGGAGGCUGUGGCUCGUUAUUUGGGUUUUUCGAAAAUUGCUUGUGCAGAUGCCUCUGGUUUGUCAGGAGGUUCUUGUUUAAUGUGGAAUUGUAACAUGGAUUUGGUGGUUAAUUACUUUGUUGAUGGGUUCUUUGAGGCUACGAUUUGGGAUUUUCAAUCUCAACUUCACUGGAAAUUGUUCGCAGUAUAUGGUACGCCUUAUGCAAGUGUCAAGGAGGUUUUUUGGAGAUCCUUGGAAGAGGAAUGUUCUCAAUGUUCCCUGCCAUGGAUUAUUCUUGGAGAUUUGAAUUGUAUUUAUAGUCAAGAAGAGAAGUCAGGGGGUCGGUUAGUUUCUUAUGCUGAUACUCAAUUUUUGAAGAACUUCAUGCUUAAUACUGGCUGUGUUGAUCUCCAAUUUAUAGGGAAUAAAUUCACUUGGCAAAACAAACGGUUUAAUGGUGGUCUUAUCAGGGAAAGGCUUGAUCGAGCAGUGUGUUCUCCAGAAUGGCUUUUGGAUUAUGAGUUUGCUGGUAUUCGUAAUAUGCCAAUCUCUAUUUCAGAUCACGCUCCCAUUGUUCUCGAUACUCAUUUAUUUGCUCCGAGAGGUUAUAUACCUUUUCGGUUUUUUGAAUCUUGGUCCUGGGAGCCUUCAUGUAAAAAUGAGAUAUCUAGAGUAUGGAAUUUUUCUGGUAGCAAUGCUACUGCUGCCUUCAUUCAUAAUAUCAACAAAGUCAAGAAUGCUCUUCAGGUGUGGAAGAAGAAUGGCCAUUUGGUCAAAGAGUGUGAUAUUAACAAGUUGGAGAGGAGAUUGGAGUGGACUCAAAAUCAGCCAAUUACUGAUGCUUUGAAAAGAGAAGAAGCUAGUAUUCAUUCUCAAAUCCUGGUUGCUUGGGCUAAACUUGAAAGUAUGUGGAGACAACGAUCAAGAGAAACUUGGCUCUCCUUGGGGGAUAGAAAUACAAGGUAUUUUCAUGCUGCAACUGUUAUCAGAAAAAGGCGAAAUAGUAUUUGGGCAAUUAAAGACAAAGAAGGGAGAAUUUGGAAAGAGAAGAGGAUCAUAGGGGGCAUCAUUAAUAAUUAUUUCCAUGAGCUGUAUACUUCCUCUCAGCCGUGCAUUGAGGAGGAAUUAUUUAUUAAUCUGUUUGCCAAUAGGAUUGAUGAUAAUGCAAAUGACAUCAUUGCUAGAGUGCCUACAGAUGUGGAAAUUAAGGAGGUGGUUUUCUGCCUUCAUCCUCUCAAGGCCCCAGGUCCGGAUGGGUUUUCGGGUUGUUUCUUCCGCAAAUACUGGGAAGUGGUUGGUCCAAAUUUGUGUGCUACAGUCAGAGAGUUUUUCUUGUCGGGAGAAAUGGAUCCUAAUCUUAACAAGACUUUUAUUUGCCUUAUUCCGAAAGUGGAUUUUCCUCUGGGUGUAGACCAAUUUCGUCCAAUUAGCCUUUGCAAUUUCUCCUACAAAGUCAUAGCCAAGAUUCUAUCUAAUAGGCUAAGACCUUUCAUGUGUGAUCUAAUUUCUCCCCUUCAGUCAGCGUUUAUCCCAGGGCGUUGGAUCGCUGAGUCUUCUAUUCUCACUCAAGAAAUCAUUCACAAGAUUCGUCAUAAGAAAGGUAAAGGGGGGCUUAUGGCCUUAAAGCUUGAUAUGCACAAAGCUUACGACAAAAUGGAAUGGAAAUUCUUAGAAAAAGUUCUUGUGGCUAAUGGAUUCUCUGAGAAAUGUCGAAAGCUUUUGAUGGCUUGUGUCACUAGUGUUUCCUAUGCGGUUCUUCUUAAUGGAUGUCCGCUUAAGAAAUUGAUUCCGCAACGAGGACUUCGUCAAGGAGAUCCUCUUUCCCCCUUUUUAUUUUUACUUUGCCAAGAAGUUCUUUCAAAGCUCAUCUCCAAAGCCGAAGCUCAGAAUGAGGUUCAUGGCAUCAAAAUUGCGCACUCAGCGACCCCGAUUUCUCACUUGAUGUUCGCAGAUGAUACCAUUCUGUUUGCUCGUGCAAAUUCAAAUGAAGCUAACAAGUUGAUGGCUUGCCUCUCCACCUAUGAAUCUUGGUCUGGGCAAUCUUGCAGCAAAUCCAAGUCUGGAGUUCUCUUUUCUAAGAACAUGUCUAUUGAAAGGAAGAGCGAUAUUCUCGGUAUUCUCAACAUUAAUCAAGUUAAUGGUGAUGAGAGGCAUCUUGGUAACCCAUUUGUGUUCAAAAGAAGGAAAAAGGAAGAUUAUCAGAGGCUUAGAGAAAGUAUGCUGAAAAAAUUGGAAGGUUGGAAGAUGAAACUCAUUUCUUAUGCUGGCCGAUUAACCUUGAUAAAAUCAGUAACUUCGGCUAUGCCAAUCUAUGCAAUGUCCACUGCUAAAAUUCCUUUAGCUAAUUGUCGAGAUCUAGAUGCUUUGAUGAGGAAGUUUUGGUGGACAGGAAAGGUGGAUAAGGACCGUUAUCUUGCUCUAAAGGCUUGGGAUAAGAUAUGUCAACCAAAGGAUUCUGGAGGCUUGGGCUUAAGAAGAUGUGAAGAUAUCAACAAAGCAUUAUUAACUAAGUUAGCGUGGAGUUUGGCAACCAAAGAAAAGAAGCCUUGGGUCUCCUGUAUGCUGAAAAAGUAUUGCAAUUAUGAGAACUUUUGGGCAGUUAAAGGCAAGAGUAAUGAUUCUUAUCUUUGGAAGUGCAUCCUGGAUACUCGACCAACAAUCCUCAAGGGAUCCAUUUCUGUUGCUGCUUCUGGUGAUACUAUAAAUAUAUGGCAACAGCCGUGGAUUCCCUGGAUGGAAGCUCCUGAAUUUUUGGACCUUAUGAGUAGCUUGAGGAAUAAUGGAUUUACAAUCAAAACUGUAGCAGAUAUUUCAUCAGGUAAUGAAUGGAAUGAAGAACUGGUUUUGCAAGUGUUUGGAAAUGGGUUGGGACACCGUAUUCUCUCUAUACCAAGGAUCCCCUUUCCCUUUCAAGAUCAGGUUUAUUGGAAAGAUUCUCCAAAUGGUCAAUUUUCUGUUAAAGCAGCCUAUAAAGUGGAUCAAUCUUGGAGGUUUGAUCCGAUUGAAGAUGUCUGGAAGUGGAUAUGGGAUGCUGGUAUACAUCCCAAGAUUUCAGUUUUGCUUUGGAGGUUCUUAAAUGAUGCUCUCCCUACAAAGAGCAGGUUGGUUUUUUUGCCAGAUAAAGGGUGUGAUCUGUGUGAAGGAGUUACCGAAGAUUCUAUGCAUUUGUUCAGUAAGUGUAGCUUCUCAAAGUCCAUUUGGUUCGGUGGAAGUAAAUCAAUUAGGAUAGGGGAGUUCCAUGGUGAUUCUAUCCAAAGUGUGUUAGAAAAUUUGGUGCCUUCUUUCACAAAGUCCCAUUCAGAUGCAAGCAGAGCUGAUCUUCUCAACUAUGUGGGAUGCGUUCUAUCGGUUAUAUGGCAUCAACGAAAUGCCUUCUACAUCAACAAUGUUCCAGUCAAUCCCCUAGUGGCGUUAGCAAGGGUAGAAUCUGAUUUUAUGGAAUUACAGACGUUGCCUCGCCUCAGCAAGAGUACUCAUAAUGCAGAUAUUCAGAUCUCUGGAGGUUCGGCAGGUGCAGGGGUCACCUUCCCUUCUAGCAGUUUGGUAAGGCAUGUUUUCUUCACGGAUGCUUCGUGGGUGGAAGGUGAAGCGGGCAUUGCAGCAGUAUCUGUUGACACUGCAAACGGCUGCUGGUUUGUUAGACACCAGAAGCAACAGGUUAAUUCAGCCCUUGAAGGUGAAUUUAGAGCUAUUUUCCUAGCUCUUUCAUGGGCAAUUGAUCAAGGCUGGAGUGAGGUUCUUAUUCUCUCAGAUUGCAAGGUGGCAGUUCAUGCCCUUUCUUCCUCAGGUCUAUGUCCUGAUUGGCAGUUAUCUAAUGUGUUCUAUUCUAUAAUUAACAUGUCUAAACUCUUAACUGUUUGUAAUUUCUGUUAUAUUUGUCGUAGUUUUAAUUCGGUUGCGGAUGGUUUAGCCAAGAAAGCUAGAGUUGCUAGCGAUCUGGUCGUUUUGUAUCAAGGGGAGGGUAAUCCCCCUGUGAUUCCCAUCACUUUUCUCGCUUAA